CGCACAAAAAAAAAAAAAAAAAAGAUAACUCGUCCCGGGACGGCUACAUAGAACCAACAACCAUGUCGGGUGCUGUAAUCAAGGACGAUUACGACAAUUGGUUCUUCACAACCAACAAGACGGAGAACAAGUGCCCGUCCGUCAACGCCAAAUGCAUCCCGCCCAAGGCCUGCUCUAGGGACCCCAACACCGGUCAGUCGUUCUGCUGCGACACGGGGCCCAAGACGGUGUGCUGGCGGGGCGCUACGACGUGCAAGACGGAUGGGACGACCUUGUCGUGCGGAUCGGGGACGGACAGUUGGUGCUGUUUAGCAGGGUCCGAGAAAUGCACCGAGAGAUCGGGUCAAACCGGCAUCUGCUGGAGCACCCUCCAGAACACCCUCAAACAGAUCAGCGAGUCCGACCUCGAAGAAGCAUUCUCGUCGCUCAGCAGCGCCAAGCCGGGCUCUUCGACGCUGCCAUUUACGCCCUCGACUCUGAUAGCGGCGACCAUGUCGGGGGCUUCCGAAAGCGGCGCCGCCACGGUCACGGCGACGGACGUGCCGGGCUCGCCCUCGAGCACCUCCUCUCCGUCAUCCGACACCGCUGGCAGUGGCAGCAGCAACAAUAACGGCAACGGAGGCCUGACGCCAGGGGCGAUAGCUGGCAUGGUCGUCGGCCUGGUCCUGGGGCUUGCCGUCAUUGCGCUCUCGGGCUUUCUGAUCUGGAAAUGCAUCAAGAGGAGGGACGCGAGGGCCGCGGGAGGCGGCGGGGAUGGGCAUCCGACGACGGGCGAGCUGGACGGCACGCCGUCGUCGUCGCCCGAGCUUCUCAAGUCGUCGGCCCAGUCAUCCCACCAGCCGUAUGGCUAUCACCAGAUCGCGGGCUCGCAUGGAGGCGCAGCCGAGGUGGUUGGCAGUAACGGUGUGGCUAAAAGUGCCGAGUUGCAUCAGGACAAGGCCUGCCAUGCGCCGUCGGAGCUGGAUGCGUCGGUCAAUGGCGCGGGUCUGCAGGAUUCGGUCAACGAGUUGCCGGGGGAUUGGCGCGUUCGCGAUAGGCAUAGCGAGAAGACCUUAUCGACGACACCCAUGUUGCGGUGAUUUGUGCAUGCAUGGCUUUUGUCGUUAUUUCUGUUUUAACAAUAAUACAUUAUACCCGGAAUCGGAAGAUUUCCCCCUUGAUAUGAGAAA
Molecule: messenger RNA, 1169 nt
Organism: Pyricularia grisea
Lineage: Eukaryota; Fungi; Ascomycota; Sordariomycetes; Magnaporthales; Pyriculariaceae
Exons: 2
Coding region: 63-1079 (338 amino acids)
Source: RefSeq, a predicted model, not a curated record